Molecule: messenger RNA, 690 nt
Organism: Ramularia collo-cygni
Lineage: Eukaryota; Fungi; Ascomycota; Dothideomycetes; Mycosphaerellales; Mycosphaerellaceae
Exons: 2
Coding region: 1-690 (229 amino acids)
Source: RefSeq, a predicted model, not a curated record
AUGCAUCCCAAAUCAAACCUACUCUUCCUCCUAACCACCGCCAUCCUCCCCCUCAACACCACCGCGACAACACCACCCUGCCUCCAAGUCCCAGCAUGUCCCCAAAAAGGCACCAUCCAAUACUCCCAAGCGAUGCCAACUCCCUCUCCCUUCCCCCUAACCCAAGUCGACGCCUGCUACACGCCAACCUCCAUAAACUUGAAAUUCACCGCCUACAACGAAACCAACUUCUACUACAACACCACCUACACGACCAACGACCCAAUCUACGAAUACGAAGUCAUGGAAACUUUCAUAUCCCGCGGCACCAACGAUCCGAAGACGUAUCUGGAAUUCGAAAUCGCGCCGAAUAAUGUUACUUWCAAUGCGUUUAUUUAUAAUCCUAGUAAAGUUCGAGCGGAGGGGGAGCCUUUUGAUACUUUGUAUUUGCAGACGCCGAUUGAGGAUGGGAUUGUAGGGACGACGAAGUUGGAUCGGGAGGAAGGGGUUUGGGUUUCUGAGGUGGAGAUUCCUUUGGGGUUGUUUAAWGUUGAUGAGGGGGAGGCGAAGGGGACGGAGUGGAGGAUGAAUUUUUUCCGCACGGUUGUGAAGCCCGAGACGUUCCCGGAUCAAUUGCUUGGAGCUUGGAGUCCCACUGAUGCUGCCAAUUUCCACAAGACGCCUUUCUUUGGACAUGUGAAAUUUGUGUAG